Messenger RNA from Lindgomyces ingoldianus, 2079 nucleotides. RefSeq lists its product as uncharacterized. Lineage: Eukaryota; Fungi; Ascomycota; Dothideomycetes; Pleosporales; Lindgomycetaceae. Bases 1 to 2079 code for a protein of 692 amino acids. Gene Ontology annotation, cellular component: mRNA cleavage factor complex; cytoplasm. Gene Ontology annotation, biological process: termination of RNA polymerase II transcription. Gene Ontology annotation, molecular function: mRNA binding; RNA polymerase II complex binding. The transcript is spliced from 5 exons. The record is from RefSeq and is a predicted model, not a curated record.
AUGUCUCAGCCUUCAGCUGAGGUCGCUGCCGACUUCAAAGACGCUCUUCAAGACUUGAAAAUCAAUAGUAGACCUGAGAUUAGCAAUCUAACCCUGAUCGCCAAGGAGAAUACAGAGUAUGCGCAAGCCAUAUCCCGAGAACUGGAGAAUCACAUUCGAACGACCCGGCCAGAGUGGAAACUCCCUGCUCUAUAUGUUCUCGAUUCCAUCGUCAAAAACGUGGGUACUCCAUACACGGUCUAUCUAGGUCGUAAUUUGUAUCGUACUUUCAUGGAUGCCUACACACUCAUGGACCCCGCUACACGAAAGGCAAUGGAAGGGCUCUUGAAGACCUGGAAACAGCCUGUUCCUGAGUCAAUGGAUAUGCGCCCUGUCUUCUCCCCUGAAGUCACCCGCGACAUUGAAAAUGCCCUCAUAAAAUUUCGUACGAUUGCUGUUCAGCAACAGGCUUUGUCGCAGAAACCGGGCAUACAGCAUAACAUGCCUGCAAGACCGAUGCCAAGUGUUCCUUGGAGGAAUACUCCUACCCCCCCACAAAAUGCUACUCGAUUUGCGGCGGCGAAUGACCCAAGGCUUCGACAGGUUACACUACCCUAUGGGCAAUAUCCACCUUCAGCCACGCCGCAAAUCCAGUCUCAGCCAUCCAUCUCGUUCUAUCCGCAGCCACCUCAAGCCAUCGAUGUAGAGGGUUUGAAGGCUAGUUUGAGCAAACUCAUUACAUCUACCCAAGCGGCGUGGGCUUUGAGCCCUGUCGAUGUAGCCAUCCAACAGAAGCUGAAGGCGCUUCUCGAUCUCCAGAUGAUCUUAAACACUCAAACCCUUCCUCCAGAGCAGCUGAAAGCGGCCGCGGAUCAAAUUCAAGCCAUGUCGCCUCCCCCAGCACCGGCCACUGCCUUUACCCCCCCUGCCUCUAUACCUCCGCCAGUCAUUGCCUCUCCACAGCAGAACACAUCUCCCCUAUUUCCGCCCUCAAGCACUGCUGUGAACAUUGGACAGAUCCUUGCCAAUGCAAGACCUCCAGUUCCGCCGUCCCCAGCUCCCGCAGCCACAACUCCUUCUCUUGCGGACAUGCUGAGGCGGGUCUCUUCUCCAAUGAAUUCGUCAUCAACACCCGCGUCGGUGGCGCCAUUUUAUCCCCCCCCUUUUUCUGCUGCACCACUUCCGAUGGCAAUACCAGUUCCUACAGCUCAAUCCCCAGCUCUAGCGCCCGCUUCGGCAACCACUGUUAAUCUUGCACAACUCCUUGGACAGUUUAGCAAGUCUGCAGCUACCCCCAUGGCCCCAGUGCCUCAACCACAUUCAUCUUUCCCACAAUCGCAACCGCAGUCAUCCGCUGCCCCCCUAUCAACCGGUGAUGUGAAAUGGCUUCUCAAUGCAUUGAAGGCACAGAACCUGCUUCCUCCGGGCCCUCCAAUGAGUGCUCAAGCCACUCCUCUGUCGUCAGAGCCAAUGACCCGACAGGUGUCAGCGAACACUGGGGUACAUACUGAUGUGGAUCUAACCACAGCAUCAAUGAAGCAACCUCGAUUUCACUUGAUUACGAAAUUGUACGAAGCAUACCCCAACAUCUGCGCUACAUGCGGACGUCGAUUUGAAUCCUCUCUGGAGGGUAAAGAGAGGAAAGCUCGUCAUAUGGAUUGGCACUUCAAGGUCAAGGAUCCAGAUGUUGCGAAGCGUGGUAUCCAUCGUAGCUGGUACAUCAGUGAGAAAGAAUGGAUAGAGUAUCGCGAAGUUGACGAAGCUUCCCCGGAGCAAGCUGUGAAUGGUGUCACUAGUGCCACCGCCGCCCCUAAGAAGGAAACCAAGGACAGAUAUGUCCCUGUUCCUACAGAUGCUGCCCUCGUCCAUGCGCCUUGUCCAAUUUGCCAGGAGAAGUUUGAACCGCAAUGGCUAGUCGAAGCAAAUGAUUUCGUAUGGAUGGACGCAGUUAAAGUCAAUGGCAAGGUUUAUCACGCAACUUGCUGGGAGGAGUAUAGCAAGGGCUCUAGUCUAGCUGCACCAAGCACGCCGGACUCAGUCCUCGGCAAGCGUAAGGCCGAGGACAGUAUUGGAUCAGGCAAAAAGGUCCGCGCCUAUUGA